Messenger RNA from Postia placenta MAD-698-R-SB12, 516 nucleotides. RefSeq lists its product as hypothetical. Bases 1 to 516 code for a protein of 171 amino acids. Lineage: Eukaryota; Fungi; Basidiomycota; Agaricomycetes; Polyporales; Adustoporiaceae. The transcript is spliced from 2 exons. The record is from RefSeq and is a predicted model, not a curated record.
AUGACGCGUAUCGCUGCCAAACGCCUCGCCAGCAUCCUCUCAUCGACGCAUCACCCAUGCCCGAUCCGUGCAACCCCCACUCAGCCCCCCGAGUCGCGUGAUGCGCGAGCACAGCGAUGGCUUUGCGAGGAGGCCGUCUCCUGCGGAUUCCCUUUCACGAUGGUGGACGCACUUCAUGCCGAGUCUGCGCUAUAUCACACUACGAUACUCUGGUUUCGCGUGUGGGCGUUCGGGCAGGGAUCGGCACUGAAAGCGGUGUUUGGCCCAGCCAGCAUGCGGGGAUCUACGUACCGAAGGAACGGCGGGAGCACCGUGCGCGUCUGGUAUGGCGACCGAGUCCUGCGCAACCGUGUCCUGUCGCACGACGGGUGCAGAGCUUGCACUGUCUCGCACUGCGAGCCCCUGUCUGGCCAGGGCCUGCCGGCACAGCGGCUGCCAGCACAGUCGACUAUGGCGCCCCAUGAUCGCUCUGUUCGAGCAGCCCUGCCUCCUACGAUCGCCGGUGGUGAGGCUUGA